AUGACACUUGAACUCAUUCCGAAUAGUGAUCUAGUCUUUAAAGGUCCAUUUAAUGUCGUUUCAACAACAGCACUAAAAUUAUCAAAUAGUGGAAAUGAUCGAUUGGCUUAUAAAAUUAAAACAACAGCACCCAAACGUUAUUGUGUUAAACCAAAUAGUGGUUUUCUUGAUGCACAUGCAUCGACGAAUAUACAAGUUAUGUUACAACCACAACCAGCUGGUCAACCUGAUGAUCGUACUAAACAUAAAUUUAUGGUACAAUGGGUUGCUGUACCAAGUAAUUAUAUGGAAGAUGUGGAUAAUUUUUGGAGACAAGAUCUAAAAAAUCUUAAUGUACAAGAUUCAAAAUUAAAAUGUGUAUUUGCUGAUGAACAACCAGCAGCUGUUGUACCUAAUGAUUCACAUGGACAUCGUGAAUUGGAUGCAAUUGAGUCAACAAAUAUAACUGAAAAUCGUACACAACAACAAACACCAUCUUCAUCAUCAUCAGUUUUUAAUCAAAGAUCAACAUCACCGACGGUUUCACGAUCAAUAAAUCCUUUGCAAUCUCAAAAUCAAGAUCGUCAACAGGAUGUGGUUGACGAUUCAAGUAAAACACGUCUUAAACAAGAAAUUGAUCGUUUGAAAGAUGAAAAUGAAGUUCUAAAAGAAAGACUUAAGCAACAAGAAAGUGGUCUUCGACAAAGAGCAACAGGUGGUAAUCCAGUCGUCGAUCGACUUAAAUCAAAUCAGCAAAAACAAAACGGUCUUGUUCUUUUUGGUAUUACUUUAACUGAACAAAUUGUUCUUGUGGCUUUUGUUAUUGCAUUAUUAUUUGGCUUUUCAUUCGGUUAUUUUCUCUUUUCAUGUAGCAAUUAA
This is a messenger RNA of Rotaria sp. Silwood1, 858 nucleotides long. Lineage: Eukaryota; Metazoa; Rotifera; Eurotatoria; Philodinida; Philodinidae. The record is from the annotation of a GenBank genome assembly.